AUGGUUUCAACUCAAUUCCUCACUGGCGUGCUGGCGUUGCUCGCCGCCAACGCUGUCAGCGCUGGGCCUUGCAAACCUUCUUCUUCUACCGUCGACACAACGACUACUGUUGAAGCUACGACGGCUGAAACCUCGUCUGCUACAGUCAGUGACUUGUUCAUCGAAUCUCUCACUAGUCUUGGCUCGACCGAGACUGCCAACUCACUCUCUACCCUCGGUACUUCCACGACAUUGCUCACUACGACAACUGAAGAACCAACUUCAUCAGCCGCUACCUCUGCCACUACUUCGGCGGCUUCUUCUGUCGAAUGCACCACCAACGCAGAGUGUAAUGCCCUUCAUGGAGGCUCCGCUCCUUUCUGUUCUUCUGCAGGCAACUGUAUCGGGUGCCGUGGUGAUGGGGACUGCUACGGUGAAACACCCUACUGUGACGACAAUUUCUGCAAUGAUGUAGUUGGCCAUGGAGGCUUCAAAAUGCGUCGCUGA
Messenger RNA from Fusarium subglutinans, 486 nucleotides. RefSeq lists its product as uncharacterized. NCBI's taxonomy places the organism in Eukaryota, Fungi, Ascomycota, Sordariomycetes, Hypocreales, Nectriaceae. The record is from RefSeq and is a predicted model, not a curated record. The transcript has a single exon. The coding region runs from base 1 to 486 and encodes 161 amino acids.